AUGGAAAUUUUUCCUCUGCUGAAGGUCGAAACCUUUUCGGAAACACCGAAAGCCCCCAAGCCUAUUUUUAUAGAGAAUAAGCCAGUAAUUUCAAACAAAAAUCUCAUUCAGCAGGAUAAUUCAUUGUCACCUAUUUCCGCCAAGCCAAAAUCCGCCAAAAUUGACUUCCAGUUCAAACCAGUAAUCAGCGAAAUCCAAACCAAACCAUCAGGAAAAAUUUUUCUUAAUAGCAAAACCAAUCAGCAGUCCGAAAUCAGUCAGCCAUUAGCACUAAUUACCAAACAAAAAGCACCGCCAACCGAAAAAGAAACAAUUUUACUCCAAAAAAUUAAACAUUUAGAGGAACAAUUAAAGCAAGUUCAGGUUGAAAAUGGUAAUUUAAAGACAAAAAACAAAGUUUUAAAAAACUUGGUUUCAGCAGAGCAAAACAAGCAUUUAAAGGCAUUAGCCCAGCAAUCAACGAAAGCCGAGGCAAAAAUUAUUCAACUGCUACCAUGCGGCCGUAAAGAACACUUGGAGCAUUUAAAACGAGAGUUAGGGAAUAGUUAUAGUGAGAUAAACAAAUUAAAAGAUAAAGAAAUUGAGGAAUUAAAAGAAGUUAAUAAAAAGUUAAAAGAACAGAAUGCGGAAUUAAAAAACCAGACUGAUGGGGUUUAUACUAAAUCCUUAGCCAUUGUUGAAAGUAGAAAUUAUAUCAUUUUAAACUCAGUAGAUUUUGGGCAAUGCUGGUUUGCUGAGGAUAUACUAAGUAACAUUAUUAUGACUGAGAAACAAAAAUUUAAAGAAUUCUUAAAAAAAGCAGAAGACCCGAAUUACCAACGAGAAAUAAAUCGGGCUUUGCCACCUAAGGCUACUUCUUUACAAGUGGCUAAAUAUAAAUUGUGUAAACAAAUGUUAGUUUAUCAAAGGGAAAAUAAAUUAAGUGAUGAGGAAAUAGCCCAAAAAGUUAAGUUAAGCGUUGCUGAGGUAGAAGACAUUUUAUUUUGCGAGAUUGAAAAAUUUACUUUGGAUAGAUUGGUAGAGUAUGCAGAAAGAUUAUUUUCUCCCACAGGGGUAAAAGUUUUAGUGGAGCCAACAAAAGACAAUUUGCAUGAGAGAAUUGUUUAA
This is a messenger RNA of Racocetra persica, 1107 nucleotides long. The record is from the annotation of a GenBank genome assembly. NCBI's taxonomy places the organism in Eukaryota, Fungi, Glomeromycota, Glomeromycetes, Diversisporales, Gigasporaceae.